This is a messenger RNA of Esox lucius (northern pike), 3413 nucleotides long. RefSeq names its product zinc finger protein 2-like. The transcript has 3 exons. The coding region runs from base 171 to 1562 and encodes 463 amino acids. The record is from RefSeq and is a predicted model, not a curated record. NCBI's taxonomy places the organism in Eukaryota, Metazoa, Chordata, Actinopteri, Esociformes, Esocidae. Gene Ontology annotation, cellular component: nucleus.
GGGAACCGGAAAUUUCUCUUCUUCGUCCCAUUCCUAUUGUUUGUAGCUUGGCUAGCUAGCUAUUCUCCCGAUGGGGAAACUCUUCGCUCAUCGGUAUUUCGAAAUCCAUAGUACCACACAUAUUUAUUAGACAUUUUAAAGUGUAUAAUAACCAUAGACGACCCUUGAAAAUGAACACAAUAGUUGGAUCUAUGUGGAAUUCCAAGGCUUUACACGAGCAGUUAGCGUCCAUCAUGGGGGCGUUGACCAAGGCAGCGGUGGCAGACAUCUGUGAAGUCGUUGAUGAAGGUUAUGCGAUUUUGCAAUUAGAAAUAUCAAGAAGCUAUAAGGAGAACGAGGACCUCAAGAAGAAACUGCAUUUGAUCGAGUCUAUAAUUGCCCGAGGAAGCGAUGGGAAAGGCGGAGCUCAAGAUGUUGCUACAGAACCAGUCCCACCGCCAGGUGAAUGUGUCCUUCCAAAGCCGUCUCUGCCGGAGGACACCUGUCAUAAAAGUAAUGGGAUCAUAACUACUGGAAAUCGCUAUUUUGUUGAGGAAGAAGAGUUACCUGAUGUGGUGCUCAUCAAAGAUGAGGACUCCGAAGACUGUGAUACACAUGAGGAAGGUGUUAAUGUCUCCUCUGUGGAAGGGGAUAGCGCUUCCCAUACAUCCCCCAAUUCAAGAAAAGAGGGGACCAGUCCGGCACAUUUCAUAAGUAAGAAGAGGGACUGGCAAGGGAAAGAAGAUGGCAGUAUCUUCCAGAGUGAGCAAAAGAAGGAGUCAUCCAUGCACACACUCAAACGUCCGGCAUCUAGAUUAGGUUUUGGGAAACGGAGGAGCAUGGGCCCUCAGUACACUCUGCAUGAAAGCCCCAAUCAGUCAGGUUCCUCUCGUCUCCAAAGUGGGGACAGAAUGGAGACAGGAGAGCUUGUUUGCUCCUAUGCCUCAGAAACAGACUCUGAUGUGCUUGUGGUACACCCUGAGCCUCCGCUUGUUCCCACUGUAUCAGCUGUCAACUCCAGCAGUCAAGCAGGGACUCAUAGUGACAGGAGGGAUAUGGACAUGAUUGACUCUCAGCCUUUCCAAGUAGAGAUGGACAUGUGCUCUACGUGGACCAAAACGGCUAAGCCAGAGAUUACGUUCUCCCAGCUCCAACAAAAUCUAGAAAAUAUUUCAGGCAUGAGUCCUGCUCACUGUCAGAUCACACAGGGGUUGAACACAGGAUCGAAAUUUGACGGACCAGACAUGAUGAGUUUUGGCAUGUACGACAAACAGUCCAACCUCCCCCAGUGGAGCGAGGUCCAAGGGGGCUCUGACAGCAGGGAGAAGCGUUUUGUUUGCCUCUUCUGUCACAAGUGUCUCAUGACGUCUCAGAACCUUGAGGUGCACAUGCGCAUUCACACAGGAGAGAGACCUUUCAGUUGCAGCCAGUGCGGGAAAAGGUUCACCCAGUCAGCCCAUCUGAAAACCCACCAGAGCGUACACACUGGAGAGCGGCCGUUUGCAUGUAGACUUUGUGGGAAAAGUUUCAUAGUGAAAUACAGUCUCACGUUACACCUUAAGAAACACCACCCCAAUGUUUGAUGCGUUUGUGAUGUUAAAACAAAUGGGACAUGCAUGAGAUUGUAUCUUAACAAUUUACUGUCCAAAAGCUUCUAAAAAUACAUUUCUAUUGUUUAAAAUUGGAUCACAAUUCCAUGUAUGAAAUCCUUUUAUGUAGGUAUUAGAAAAUAAAGAAUAUAUACGGUGACUACUUUUAGUACUUCUCAUGAAAGAUUUCUGUAUUUUAUUUUUGUUUACAUUUUGUAUAGUUUUAAUGUUUUCUAUGAACUACCAUUGGUUGUCAUCAGCAGGCUAAACAUACAAGUUAUUGUAGAAGGGUUAGGGAUAAAAACAAUAUUGCCUAGUGGGCUAAGAAAACAAUUGUAGCUAAGAACACUCUUUGCCCUUCCGUGUCAAAAUACUGUAGAUACUAUUUUGGGGUGGACACAAUAAGAGCAUGUUCCCCAUAGUGUGUCGAACCAAAUUACCGUAUACAUGGAUUCUUGUUUGAAUUACAAUAGCAAUUAAAUCAAGACUUGCAUUAAACUGAAAUUCCUACCCUUUUCCCACUCUAUAGUCAUUAUGUCUGGACCAAUAUCAUGGUCUGCAUAUGUGAAAACUGUGGAUUUAUACUUUUUGUAGUAUAUAACUGAUAACGUUGUAAAAAAAAAGACAUUUAAACUGAAUGUUAUUUUUUUCAGGCUAAAGGUGUGGAUGGUUCAGCACAUCAGCAUUUUCUAGGUAGAUUUUUUUUAAUGUAGGUCCUGCUUGCUCUGCUGCCACUACUCCAUCUCUUGACCUUACUUUGUGUCUCGAGGACUCUGCACUACUGUCAGUUGUAAUAGGAGACGGUUGUAAACAGAAGCACACCAAAAACAGGCAGGCUAUUUAGGAUGCAUAUCAAACAAGCAAGACAACAAAUAGGCAGUCAGAAUAGCGAUGUAUGUUCUUUUGUUGAUCAUCGUUUUAAAUAUUGGUUCGUGAUGUGAGGACACUGCUCUUGGUUGCUGGAGGUGUUCAGAGACUUAAGGGACGUACAGACUGGUGACAAAUCAAAGGGAAAAACCAGUGUUGGGCCACCAGAACAGCGUAAAUGCACUUUGGCAUAUAUUCUACAAGUCACUAACUGAUGGAACACCAUUCUCCAAAAAUCUAUUCUCUCAUUUGGUGUUUUGUGGAUGGUGGGUGUUGGCCAACAAUUAGAUCUGUGUUUCCCAAACCUUUUCAGUUACUGUACCACCAACAGAAUUUAGCUUUGCUCUAAAAACCCCUGAAGUACCCCCUCGUUAAUUUGACUAGUAAGCCUAUGUUGUCAUGAGUGUUCUCAAGUACCCCCUGUUGAUAGGUCCUCGCACCCCUGGUUGGGCGUUAGAUCAGGGCUGCUCAACCCCGUUCCUGGAGAUCCACUGUAUAGGUUCUCUCUCCAACCUAGUUUAGCUAUUCAUCCAGCUAUUAGAAUAAGGUGUGCUAAAUUAGAGUUGGAAAGAGAACCUACAGUAGAUCUCCAGGAACAGGGUUGGGCAGCCCGACGUAGACCCUUUCCUUGUGCCAUCUUGGUCCAGAAUCGAGGUCCUCUGGCCCUGCUCACGUGCCACAUGUUAGGAUGUUAACUGCUUAAAUGUAUGGAAGCAUCUGCCUUUAUCUUCCUCCACUCAUUUAUUCAGGGGUUUCCUAUCAUUUGUCACUCGUCUGUAUCUUCAUGUUAUGGUCUUGUGAAAAGCUGAAUGUAUUCUGACCGAUGCUCUUCUAUUUUAGAAUGUCUACAGGUUCAUACCGUUGUUAGAAGAAACGUGAUUGUCACAGUGGUUGGCAGAUAUGUCAAGGUUAUGUACUGCUGAAUUUGAUUCAUUAUAAGAUUAAAGGUGUACCGGGCAAAUUCCUAAUGUCUGCAUG